Messenger RNA from Drosophila arizonae, 1025 nucleotides. RefSeq names its product Proteome of centrioles 1 (gene Poc1). NCBI's taxonomy places the organism in Eukaryota, Metazoa, Arthropoda, Insecta, Diptera, Drosophilidae. Gene Ontology annotation, biological process: cilium assembly. Gene Ontology annotation, molecular function: protein binding. Gene Ontology annotation, cellular component: centriole; ciliary basal body. The record is from RefSeq and is a predicted model, not a curated record.
GWGUUAUCUAAGAGUGCGAAUUAAUGUCGAUCAGUUAAUCCACUGCAUUGGCCGUAACCACCAAACCAUACAAUACAUGUAGGAUUACUGCUGUAACGGAACUAACUGCUAUACUACGAAAAUAAUCGAUACAUUCGCAUCGAAGCAAGCGUCGCUGCGCACUUCAAGUAUUUAAAUUGGAGCGGAAAUUUUYUGUAGURAAMCUCUAUUAAAAUAACUAAAAAGAACUGAAAACUAUGGAGCAUAAAAUGUUUCAAGAUCCGACACUGGAGCGCCACUUCACCGGACACAGCGGUGCCAUAACACAGUUGCGCUUCAGCCCCGAUGGCCAACAAAUCGCAAGUAGUUCCAUGGAUACCACAGUUAUUUUGUGGAACCUCAAGCAGGCAGCGCGUUGCAUUCGAUUUGCCUCGCACUCUGAGCCCGUUUAUGGAGUGAGCUGGUCGCCCAAGGGCACUUUUAUGGCCUCCUGUAGCCAUGAUCGCACUGUCAAAGUCUGGGAGCCCAAGGUACGCGGUGGCUCGGCCGAGUUUCUCGCUCACGGCAAGCCGGUGCGCAGUGUGGACUUUGAUCCCACUGGGCAGCUCCUGUUGACUGCCUCCGAUGACAAGUCGGCCAAACUGUGGCGCGUAUCACGACGUCAGUUCAUCUCGUCGUUUACCCAGCAGACCAAUUGGGUGCGUGCUGCCAAGUUCAGUCCCAAUGGCAAACUCAUGGCCACCGUCAGUGAUGACAAAUCUCUUCGCAUCUAUGACCUGAACAGUGGGGAAUGUGUGCGCACCUUUACCGAGGAGCGUGCUUCACCCCGUCAGCUAGCUUGGCAUCCUUGGGGCAAUAUGGUAGCCGUUGGCCUCGGCUGCAAUCGCAUCAAGGUCUUCGAUGUGGUCCAUAACCAGCUGUUGCAACUAUAUGUCGUACACUCGGCACCUGUCAAUGAUCUGGCUUUCCAUCCAAGUGGCAACUUCCUCUUGUCGGGCAGCGAUGACAAAACUAUACGCAUAUUGGAUCUACUGGAGGGCAGGCCC